AAACGGCGCCUGGACCUAUGAAAGUGCAUUUGGAGUUCAGGUGAGAUGCAGUUUUGAGUGCACUCUCAGUCCCAUUCAACGAUCUGCCUUCGUGUGUCCUCCCUUUGUCCACACACACAGUGGUGGCCUUGAGUUGCUGUUCGGCAAGAAGAAGCAGCUCACGCUGGAGCUGGACCAGGAGACCAUAGGUCAGCACAGUCUGUCUGCACACAGACACGUGCACCACACGCACCGCCGGGUCAGGCACGUACGUGUUCCCUCUCUCGUCGGGUGUGUGUGUGUGGUGCGCACAGGCAUCUUGCCGCUUAUUCAGCACAUUCGGGACCAUCUGUUGAAGGAGAGACCUGAGCUGUUUGUCGUCGGCAACUCUGUGUGAGCAAGAGAACGAGAGAACGGGAAAAUCACAUGCAUCCUCUAUCUUCCCUUGUGUGUGCCUGUCCCUCUGUCAGUCGUCCGGGCAUUCUGGUGUUGAUAAACGACUGCGACUGGGAGCUGGAGGGCGGCACGGAGAGCAUCGUGAGGGAUGGCGACAAGAUCUGCUUCAUAUCGACCCUACACGGCGGAUAGAGAGAAAGAGCGACGCCCACGUGUUCAUCCUGAUGGCCCACCCUUUGCCGAUUGAGCUGUGGCACGAGCGUGUGGCACCCUGCCUGCCAAUUACUGACUUGAUG
Molecule: messenger RNA, 671 nt
Organism: Vitrella brassicaformis
Lineage: Eukaryota; Vitrellaceae
Source: the annotation of a GenBank genome assembly